AUCUGCCUUCCUUGCUGUUGUCCAGGAGAGAGAGGACACUGACCCAUAUCAGUUCCCGGCAGCCCUAGGCCCAGUGCCAGAACCUCAGCAAGAGCCAGCCUUUCCCUCCCCGCAGGGCAGCUGCAGAAGUCCCUCCCUCUCCAGGACUCUCUAUAUACUCUCUCCAUCUUCUCGACUUAGACUUUCUGCACAGUCAUCUCCCUCCUGAGCCAGAGGCAUCAACCCCGGAUUCCUUCUUCACUCCUCCUCCUUCGAGAUGGGCAACCUCCAGGAAAGGCCCUCAGAACUGAUCCAACGGGAGCGAAGACGCCUGGUGGAUACCUUGAAACAAGACUCAGUCAUCCUAUUGGAUGGGCUUUUUUCCCGAGGCAUCAUCACAGCGAGUGAAUAUGAGUCCUUGGAUGCCAUGGAUGACCCUGAGCGCAUAGUACGCAAGGUACUGCUGAUAGUUCAGCAGAAAGGUGAAUUUGCUUGUCAGGAGCUGCUGAAGUGCGCCUCUGAGAUCCACCCGAAAGACUCCAGAGACCCUUAUUGGAACUGGAAGCUUCCACAAGAGGGAUAUGGCUAUCAUCGCCGGAGAAGUCAUGAAUCUUGCUGGGAUAAUGACCGAACCACUGAGAUUUCAGCUGGGGGCACAUGUAUUGGGGUUCCUAAUCCUGGAGAGGAGGAUAAGUCUGACAAGAUAGAGGGACAGGAAGUCUUAGAGGUAACAGAACAGGAUGUUCCUGAGGACCAAGAGUCUCCGAAGGACCCAGAGCCAGAGUCUGAAGCUCCAGAACAAGUUGAGCUUGUGGAGGAGGAUCCGGAGGAGCCAGAGCUUGAUGACUUUCCAGGAUGGAAUAUGGAGCCGGAGCCGGAACUGGAGCCAGAGCCAGAGUAUGGAGAAGUGGUGGAAGAUGAUGAUUAUGAUUUAUGAUGGAGCCAACUAAAAUGACCACUAUCCCAUCCUACCUGCCAGACCAGACGAAGGAGGGAGGUCUUCUUUGGACUAGGAGAAUGAUCAGGUUGGGGAACCUAGCCCCAAGAGUUCCUGAACAGCUAAGGCUUGGGGUCUGGGUUGUUCCUAUUUCGGUUUGAAUAAACUUUUUUUUUUGGAUGAU
This is a messenger RNA of Gracilinanus agilis (Agile Gracile Mouse Opossum), 1100 nucleotides long. It is a transcript of the gene NOL3, whose product is annotated as nucleolar protein 3. Gene Ontology annotation, cellular component: mitochondrion. NCBI's taxonomy places the organism in Eukaryota, Metazoa, Chordata, Mammalia, Didelphimorphia, Didelphidae. The transcript is spliced from 4 exons. Gene Ontology annotation, biological process: negative regulation of extrinsic apoptotic signaling pathway; negative regulation of intrinsic apoptotic signaling pathway; negative regulation of release of cytochrome c from mitochondria. The record is from RefSeq and is a predicted model, not a curated record. Bases 257 to 916 code for a protein of 219 amino acids. Gene Ontology annotation, molecular function: caspase binding; death effector domain binding; death receptor binding.